AUGAGCGCACUGCCGCCGCAAACGGCGCCGUACCACCAGCCCGCCACCCUUGAAGAAGUCCGCACCCUUUGGAUUGGCGAUUUGCCUUAUUGGGCCGACGAGUCAUACCUCCACAGCUGGUUCUCCAACACCGGCGAGGUAAUUUCUAUUAAAGUAAUUCGGAAUAAAAUCACAGGCCAACCCGAGGGUUAUGGGUUUGUGGAGUUUACUUCGCAUCAAGUAGCUGAAAGGGUUCUACAAUCCUACAAUGGAACACAAAUUCCUGGGACUGAGCUAACAUUUCGGUUGAAUUGGGCAUCAUUUGGGAUAGGAGAAAAGCGUAUUGAUACUGGACCAGAGCACUCUAUUUUUGUUGGGGAUCUAGCACCUGACGUCACAGAUUAUUUGUUGCAAGAGACUUUUCGAACCCAUUAUUCCUCAGUAAGGGGGGCCAAGGUAGUGACUGAUCCAAACACGGGCCGCUCCAAGGGAUAUGGGUUUGUUAAGUUCGCCGAUGAAAACGAAAGGAACCGAGCUAUGACUGAGAUGAAUGGUGUAUAUUGCUCAACUAGGCCCAUGCGCAUUAGUGCAGCGACUCCUAAGAAAACAGCAACUGGUGUUCAACAGCCUUAUGCUGCACCUAAAGCAUUAUAUCCAGCUCCAGUUUAUACUCCGCCGGUUCAGACAGUUCCAGUGGAUAACGAUAUAAAUAACACUACCGUUUUUAUCGCUAAUCUGGACCCUAAUGUCACAGAAGAAGAACUGAAACAGAUAUAUUUGCAAUUUGGGGAGAUCAUUUCUAUCAAAAUUCCGGCAACCAAGGGUUGUGGCUUUGUGCAGUUUGCCACCAGGACAUCCGCAGAAGAAUCAAUCCAGAGGAUGCAAGGUACUAUGAUUGGUCAACAAGUAGUUCACCUUUCUUGGGGAAGGAAUCCAGCGGCAAAACAGGAUGUAUCUGGCAUCUGGGGUCAAUCAGCAGAUCCAACGAGUCAGUGGAGUGCUUAUUAUGCUUAUGGACAAGGAUACGAUGCCUAUGCAUAUGGAGCUACUCAGGAUCCUUCAGCAUAUGCAUAUGGUGCAUAUGCUGGUUACUUACAGUACCCUCAACAGGCUGAAGGUGCUCAGGACGUGGCAGCUAUGUCGGGUGUUGCUCCAGCUAUGGAACACAGAGAGGAAAUCUACGAUCCUAUGGCUAUGCCAGAUGUUGACAAGUUGAAUGCUGCCUAUCUUGCUGUUCAUGGAAGGGCUAUUUUGGGACGGCCUUUGUGGCAGAGAACCUCAUCGCUGUCAUAG
Molecule: messenger RNA, 1272 nt
Organism: Fraxinus pennsylvanica
Lineage: Eukaryota; Viridiplantae; Streptophyta; Magnoliopsida; Lamiales; Oleaceae
Source: the annotation of a GenBank genome assembly